CCCUGUCGCACUAAUUUCUGACCCCCUCGGAGCUGCAUCCCCGGACGCUUGGAAUAGAGGUUGUUUCCAAUCACCUGACUAAUCCCGCUUUUCCUCUUCAAAAUACCAGUGCUAGGGUGGGUCCGCAUCAGCUUUAGCAUCAUAUUAAUCUUCAACAGAGCUUCCCUGGGAUGUUGCAAAUACACCGAGUGUCAAAUUCAAUACUCGAUUUCAUGGUAGAGAAGGUCAUAAGCAAUAACAAUGACUUCUUUAAGCAAAGACACCAGAGUAACUAGUCUCUCUGGUGAAGAACAGCAUCAGACAGAGCUUCGCGCCGAGGAUUUGAAACGUUCACAGAGAACUUCUCAGUCCUCUGGAAACCUCAGAGAUUAUGAUUGGGAUCGACUGCAGGAAGAGUACAUUGGUUCCAUGGAAAAGCAUGAACAAGAUGAACAAGAAUUACGCAGCCAUGUCUCCAAAUUGCUAAAGAUCUUUAUGGCUUGGUCUGAGACCACUAUCGCGCGCGAUGAGAUCAGGGCGCUCAAAAGAUUUAAAACACAAAUGCAACAUGUUCAGACAUCUGAAGAGAGCCUGGAGCUGAAACGCAAACAUUACGUGGAUGUGGUCAAGGCAUUCGAAAGUGCCCUCGCGCUUUUAAACGACCGCAUAAAAUCCUGAUCUUGUGUAGCUAGGCGGGAUUGUUUAAGGAUCGAGUGCCACCCUUUCAUCGUACUAAGUCUGCAAAGUGGAUGAAUAACAAAUACAUAAGAGAUCCCAUAAUUGGCAUAGCAAUUAACGCAAUGAAUAUGUUCUAGACAUAGACUUUGGCUGCCACGAGUUGGACAACCAGUUGCAAUUGAUGACAUCAACGCGUCGCCCAGCAUUGGUCAGGAGACCUUCCUCCUCGGCCUCCUCGGCCUCCUGGUCAAGUAGGCGUUCAUCAAGUUUCGGGUGGCGGCUGAGAGAGGUGAUAAAGACAAGUAGGUAGAUGCCUGGUUAGGAUAUUCCCCAUUAACGAUCGACUACGCAUGACUGGAAUCGACGGUGCUUACCAAGGAAGACAAAUUGGGACCAGAAAAAUACGGUACCGAAGAAGGGAUA
Aspergillus ibericus CBS 121593 is the source of this 1080-nucleotide messenger RNA. RefSeq lists its product as uncharacterized. The transcript has 7 exons. NCBI's taxonomy places the organism in Eukaryota, Fungi, Ascomycota, Eurotiomycetes, Eurotiales, Aspergillaceae. The record is from RefSeq and is a predicted model, not a curated record. Bases 241 to 657 code for a protein of 138 amino acids.